Coniophora puteana RWD-64-598 SS2 is the source of this 2842-nucleotide messenger RNA. Its product is annotated as glycoside hydrolase family 3 protein. The record is from RefSeq and is a predicted model, not a curated record. Gene Ontology annotation, biological process: glucan catabolic process. Gene Ontology annotation, molecular function: beta-glucosidase activity. The coding region runs from base 356 to 2797 and encodes 813 amino acids. NCBI's taxonomy places the organism in Eukaryota, Fungi, Basidiomycota, Agaricomycetes, Boletales, Coniophoraceae. The transcript has 17 exons.
GCAUGUACAGCUUCGCAAGCUCACGACUCCCUGUUAUCCCUCUGCUUAUUCUUGGUCUAGUUAUAGCCAGUUUCACAGCGGAAAUGUUACUGCGAGCCCGCACACCGAUGUCCGCAUAAAAGUCUGGAGAUUUAUCGGUUGUAUCGUUUGAACCGGCCCGCCGACGCCCAUCACGCUGCUCAUCACCCUGGGACGAUGCCUGGUACGGUGAAGCUUCCACGAUGAAAAUAACUGUCGUAUAUUCGGAGGAACGUUCACGCAAUAUAAUAGGCGGGCAAACGGUGUAUGCGUUCUUCUCGUGAGUCUCUUUGCUCGUCCCCCGAGUUCACUCCCCAUCGCGAAGCCCUGCAAGAAGAUGGGAGCUACACGACGUGUUACUCUCUUGGGAGCUUUCAUCCUUGCCGCCACGGUCUCCGCCGGUGCCAACGUGUUCGGUGACCUCAGCGUGCGCGACGAGCUCCACUUCCCACUUUACGCACGCGCGACCAACAAUGAUGGAUCAACCCCUACGUACAAGAAUGCAAACGCGUCUAUCGAGGAUCGCAUCAACGACUUGCUUCCGCGUAUGACGGUGGAGGAGAAGGUCGCACAGCUCAUGCAGGGCGACAUUGAUGGGUGGAUGAAUAUGUCAGACCCUCUCGAUGAUACCCUCACGUAUAACGCGACCGGCCUUGAAGAAAUGCUGACUACUAAGGCUGGCGCAAUCUGGGCGGGCUACCUCGCUCCUUGGGACAAGAUUGUGUAUGCCAUCGAAGUUGGACAACGCUACCUCAUGGAGAACACCACGCUCGGUAUCCCUGGGAUAGUCCAAUCUGAAGGUCUUCACGGCUUCACAGACAACGGUACAACCUGGCCUUCACCCAUCGGUCUCGCUGCCUCGUUCAAUGCACCCCUCCUGCAAGAAGCGGCUACGACAAUCGCGACAGAGGCUGAGGGGCUCGGGUACUCGCAGCUCUUUGCGCCUGUUCUGGAUUUGUCGCGCGAGCUGAGGUGGGGACGUGUGGAGGAGAACUAUGGAGAAGAUCCGUUCUUGACGAGUCAAAUGGGACGGGCAUACGUCGAAGGUAUCCAGACAGGCCGCCGCCGGAACGUCAGUGACACUGCAACCGCACGCGUUGCUGCGACGUGUAAGCACUACGCGGCCUACGGGAGUCCUCAAGGUGGUCUGAACAUCGCGCCCGUGCAUGGCGGUGAGCGUGAUCUGCGGACCUACUACCUCAAGCCUUUCGAGUAUGCCUGCGUUGAUGGCGGUGCACUUUCGAUCAUGAGCGCGUACGCGAGUUACGAUGGGGUCCCGCUCGUGGCGAACAAGUUCCUACUCACCGACGUCCUGCGCAACGAGUUGAACUGGACAGGCUACGUUACAACCGAUGCUGGCUCCGUCGACCUGCUCAUAACGACGCACGGAGUAUGCCCGACGCGCGAGUGCGCCGCCAAGCUGGUAGUUGAGAAUGGGCUCAGUAUGGAAAUGGGUGGCGGAACCUACACAUAUCUCACUCUGCCGGAUCAAAUCUCGGCUGGGCUGGUCAAUAUUUCUUACGUCGACGAGGCCGUGAAGACGGUGUUGCGGACGAAGUUCUCCUUGGGCUUGUUCGAGAAUCCAUACCCAUACCCCGACUACGCUGAGACCCUGAGGACGCAGGCUACAAGGGACCUGUUACACCAGAUGGAACGCGAAGCGAUCAUCUUGCUCGAGAAUAGAAAUGACUUGCUUCCUCUUGGGUCGAACAUCUCCUCCGUCGCGCUCAUCGGACCUCAGUCCGACCGCGUGUCUCUCGGCGACUAUGUCUUCUACAACGCCUCCAACAACGGGAUCUCCCCGCUCACUGGCUUCCAAACCUACCUCGCCUCGAUCAACUCUUCCGUCACUCUCAACUUCGCCGAAGGAUGCAAACUCUGGUCUUACUCUGAGGACGAGUUCUCCUACGCCGUCUCCGCUGCUCAGAACUCCGACGUUGCGGUCGUGAUGGUUGGUACGUGGAGUCUCGACCAGACGCUGCUCUGGACGCCGGGAACGAACGCCACGACUGGUGAAGGGAGAGACGAAUCGGAUUUGGCGCUCGUUGGCGCUCAGAUGGAACUGGUGCAGAGGAUCCAAGCUACGGGCACGCCGACAGUUGUCGUAUUUGUGAGUGGGAAGCCGGUCACGGAGCCUUGGAUACAGGAGAACGUGGACGCGGUGAUCCAGCAAUUCUACCCCGGUGAGCUUGGCGGUCUGGCCAUCGCCGAGGUCAUCUUUGGUGCCGCUAACCCGUCCGGCAGACUACCGGUGUCGUUCCCGCGCAACGUAGGCACUGCUCCUGCAUUCUACAACUAUUACAAGGGCGGUCGGCCUCUCAACAACCCGGGCAUGAUCACCGAGAACCUCACGAUGGUGUUUGGCAGCCAGUACGUGCUCGACACUCCCGUUCCGACAUGGAGCUUUGGCCAUGGGCUGAGCUAUACGACAUUCAACUAUACGAACCUCGAAUUGUCGAGUAACACGAUUGGCACAACCGAUGAUUUCAAUGUCACUGUCACCGUACACAACGCUGGCUCGCGCGAUGGCGCUGAGGUCGUACAGGUAUACAUGACCGACCUCUUCAGCUCGGUCGUCACACCCGCCAUGGAGCUCAUCGGGUUCGAGAAAGUUAAUAUCAGCUCUGGCACCUCACAGACGGUGACAAUCCCCGUCCGGAGCAAGCAGCUUGCGGUAUGGACUGUGGAUCGGACGUGGGCGGUCGAGCCGGGCAAUUUCUCGAUCUGGGUCGGGACGAGCGAUACUAAGUACUUGAAUACUACGUUGACUGUGGAGUAGCACCGCAUUUUGUGCAUGUUUGAUUUGGGAAAAUAGACAUUUUAG